Acanthosepion pharaonis is the source of this 675-nucleotide messenger RNA. Lineage: Eukaryota; Metazoa; Mollusca; Cephalopoda; Sepiida; Sepiidae. The record is from the annotation of a GenBank genome assembly.
AUGUUGAAAUUAAUUCUACACUCCAUAUUUCUUCUUGCCACUAUUUCUUUCCUUUUUAAUUUAUAUAUUUUCUUUUUUUUUUUUUUACUUCUUCAUUUAUUCUGCCAUUUCGCUUUCUUUUCAUUCAUUUUCUUACACCUUUAUGUGAUUACAUUCUUGUAUUUUACCGUUUAUUUUGCUGGUCUCACCUUUCUCUUUUUCCUACUCGCUCAUACCUUUCGUUAUCUUUCAUUUAUUCUUUCAUUACUUUCAUACUUUCCUUUUUUAUAUUUAUUAAAUUAUUUUUCCUUCUUUCAUAGACUCAUAUUUUCUUUCUUUCUUUCUUUCUUUCUUUCUUUCUUUCUUUCUAUACCACUCACUUCAGUUCACUUUAAAAAUCUUUUUCAUCAUUUCUUUAACCUUUUUCUUUCUUUCUUUCUUUCUUUCUUUCUUUCUUUCUUUACCACCCCUUCAUUACCCAUCAAAAUUCUGUUCUUUUGUUUACCAUUUGUUCAUUCCCGCCGACAGAUUAACACAUUACCCUAUCUGCCUCAUUCCAUCUCACCCCUCUCCUCUCCCCCCCUUCAUCUCCCCCUCUACCUCUCUCAAACCUCACUUUUCCAAGCUGUCUCUACCCCCUCUCUGUCUAUAUCUUUCAUUCACUCUCACUUUCCUGACUUCACUUUAUACAUUUAG